Macadamia integrifolia is the source of this 3407-nucleotide messenger RNA. RefSeq names its product pantothenate kinase 2-like. The coding region runs from base 242 to 2887 and encodes 881 amino acids. Gene Ontology annotation, cellular component: cytosol; nucleus. Gene Ontology annotation, molecular function: ATP binding; pantothenate kinase activity. Gene Ontology annotation, biological process: coenzyme A biosynthetic process. Lineage: Eukaryota; Viridiplantae; Streptophyta; Magnoliopsida; Proteales; Proteaceae. The transcript has 21 exons. The record is from RefSeq and is a predicted model, not a curated record.
AAAGAAAUACUUUCUCAUAUUUCCUAUCGUGUAUUUUACUAUUUUAAUGCAUAUCCUAAACUACGUGAUGACCUGAAUCUUGACGGAUAUAUCAUAGAUACACACAUUGCGAAGUCAUAGGUGUGUAACACAACUUGGGAAUCAUCGCCAGAUCGGAGCCAGCUUGAUAGGAAGCAAACUUCCGAUUGAUCUCCUUUGAGACAGUUGUGGUUAGGCGGCAAGUGCAAGGAAUUUGGUAUUAAUGGCUGGUCCAACUGAAGGCCCAGUUCCUGAAACCAUCACUAUAAAGGAGGGAAGUGAGCAGAAGGUGGGGGUGGUGGUCAAGGAGGAAGGUGAGAAACCAGAGGGUAGUGAAAUGGCGCCGACUACCGCGAAUUCAGGUCACCGAUUGACCUCUCGGCCUCAGCUCGAUCUCAGUGGUGCUGCUAUUCAGGGGAAUUUUGAGGAGAAGGACCCAACAAUUCUGUUGCCUAACCAGUCUGAUGAUAUAUCUCAUUUGGCUUUGGACAUUGGAGGAUCUCUGAUCAAGUUGGUACAUUUCUCAAGACAUGAGGAUCGUUUAGUUGAUGAUAAGAGGAAGAGGUCGUUGAAGGAGAGGUUAGGGGUUUCAAAUGGUAAUAGAAGGGGCUAUCCUAUUCUUGGUGGAAGACUGCAUUUUGUAAAGUUUGAGACAUCUAAGAUUAGUGAAUGCUUGGACUUUAUUGCUUCGAAGCAGCUGCACACUGGUGGAUUGGAUUCACGCAGUUGGAAUUCCAUGAUCCCAGCCAAUGAUAAUGCAAUUAUUAAGGCCACAGGUGGUGGAGCAUACAAAUUUUCUGACCUCUUCAAAGAGAGGCUUGGAGUCAGUCUUGACAAGGAAGAUGAGAUGGAUUGUCUUGUGAAUGGAGCUAAUUUUUUGCUUAAGGCAAUUCGGCAUGAAGCCUUCACACACAUGGAGGGUCAGAAAGAAUUUGUGCAAAUUGACCACAAUGAUUUGUUCCCGUAUCUCCUUGUUAAUAUUGGAUCUGGUGUUAGCAUGAUCAAGGUGGAUGGAGAGGGGAAGUUUCAGAGAGUUAGUGGGACAAAUGUUGGUGGUGGUACUUACUGGGGCUUGGGAAGACUUUUGACAAAGUGCAAGAGUUUUGAUGAGUUGCUGGAGUUGAGUCAGCGAGGAGAUAAUAGAAAAAUAGACAUGCUUGUUGGAGACAUCUAUGGCGGUAUGGAUUAUUCCAAGAUUGGUCUAUCCGCAUCAACCAUUGCUUCUAGCUUUGGGAAGGCAAUUUACGAAACCAAGGAACUUGAGGACUACAGACCUGAAGAUAUCUCCUUGUCUCUCCUCCGAAUGAUUUCAUAUAAUAUUGGGCAGGUUGCAUACUUGAAUGCACUUCGGUUUGGGAUCAAGCGUAUCUUUUUUGGAGGAUUUUUUAUACGAGGUCAUGCUUACACCAUGGACACUAUUUCCUUUGCAGUACAUUUCUGGUCAAAAGGUCAGGCAAAGGCAAUGUUUUUGCGGCAUGAGGGAUUUCUAGGAGCUUUAGGUGCAUUCAUGAGCUACGAAAAGCAUGGUCUUGAUGAUUUGAUGGCCCAUCAGUUGGUAGAACGAUUCCCAUUGGGUGCAUCCUACGUAGGAGGAAAAAUUCAUGGUCCACCACUUGGGGAUUUGAACGAGAAGAUUUCAUGGAUGGAGAAGUUUGUGCAGAAUGGCACUGAGAUUAUUGCCCCUGUGCCAAUGGCUCCCCUUGGAACCACUGGCCUUGGUGGCUUUGAAGUACCUUUGUCCAAAGGAAAUACUCUGCGUUCUGAUGCAAGUGCUGCUUUAAAUGUUGGUGUGCUUCAUUUGGUACCUACGUUGGAGGUGUUUCCAUUACUGGCAGACCCAAAGAUGUAUGUAGUAUUUGCAGUUGCUAGUGAAGGUGGAACUGAUGAUGCUAAGAUAAGGGGUGACGCAUUUGCUCGUGCAUUCUCUGCCCACUUGAGGAGAUUGAUGGAGGAGCCUGCUGCAUAUGGAAAGUUGGGGCUGGCCAACCUGUUGGAACUAAGGGAGGAAAGCUUGAGAGAGUUCCAGUUCUUUGAUGUCUACAGAAGCAUAAAACAGAGGGAAAAUGAGGCAUCUCUUGCUGUUUUACCUGACCUUCUCAUGGAGCUUGAUAGUAUGAGUGAGGAAACAAGAUUGCUUGCCCUUAUUGAAGGUGUUCUUGCAGCAAAUAUUUUUGAUUGGGGUUCCCGUGCUUGUGUGGAUCUCUAUCAUAAAGGAACUAUCAUUGAAAUAUACCGUAUGAGCCGCAAAAAGAUGCAACGACCUUGGCGGGUAGAUGAUUUUGACAUAUUCAAGGAAAGAAUACUUGGCUCUGGAGACAAGAAGCCACCUCCACAUAAAAGAGCAUUGCUCUUUGUCGACAACUCUGGUGCUGAUAUUGUACUUGGGAUGCUUCCACUGGCACGGGAACUGCUCCGUCGUGGAACUGAGGUUGUUCUGAUUGCAAACUCCCUUCCUGCACUAAAUGAUGUGACUGCAAUGGAACUUCCUGAUGUUGUAGCUGAGGCUGCUAAGCAUUGUGAUAUCCUCAGGAAAGCUGCAGAAGCAGGCGGCCUGCUUGUGGAUGCAAUGAUAAACGUCCAAGAUGGUUCAGAAGAGAAUUCGUCUUCAGUUCCUUUAAUGGUUGUUGAGAAUGGAUGUGGGAGUCCAUGCAUUGAUUUGCACCAGGUCAGCUCAGAGCUAGCUGCUGCUGCAAAAGAUGCCGACCUGAUUAUCUUGGAAGGGAUGGGUCGUGCUCUCCAUACAAAUUUCAAUGCUUGUUUUAAAUGUGAUGCCUUGAAGCUUGCAAUGGUGAAGAAUCAGAGAUUGGCAGAAAAACUGAUCAAAGGAAAUAUAUAUGAUUGUGUCUGCCGAUAUGAACCAGCCAGCUGAGAGCUUCCAUUAUUAGAGUUCAGACGUGUGUCUCAAUGUACUAAUUGAGACAGGAUAGCAAGGAUGUAGUCAAUUUAGAAAUCACCUUGCGCAUCAAUGUCGAUUAUCGAAAUCUGCUUACUUUUGGCUAACUAAUUUAUCUGGAACUUUUGAGCUUCGGCAAUCCAACAGAUCAAGUUUUGCUGGUUUUGAGCCAAUCUCUGAUCAUAGGUAAAAGAGAGGGAAGUUUCAGUUCUAUGUACUAUGGAAAGUACUGUUAAUACAACACAGUGGACUGAUGAUUUGAAAAGCAGUUUGGCUGGCAGGAUAGAUGAAUUCUCAUUAGGUAACUUGUCAAAUUUGGUGAUUCAUCUCAAUUAUAUUGUAACUAUCUUGGUUUUAUAGUAGUUCAUGUGAAACUAAGUUUUGUUAUUUUUCAUUUAACUUUUCAAGAUAAAUGUAUCUCAAAUUUGGUUCAUGGUUAAAUUUCAUGAGAACAUAUCCAGGAAAUUGAGGGGUAAUUGAAUUCACAUUGCAAUGA